GACAUAGCUUAACAAAAUCUUUGUAAGUGUCACAAAAACACAUGACGGGUCUGAAAUGUUGGUUUUGCUGUGGGAUGUCUGUCGCUAUCAAGAUUCAUAUCCUGGGAUGUUUUUGGUCUUUGCUGUGAUACACGUUAGAGAUCACAGACAAAACGAGGUUUGGGGGUCUUUCAACUGCAUAUGUCUCUUGACAUUCAGUUAAUUUGAAGUUGAUUCCUUUUGACAUUCCUGCUAGUGUAGUUUAGUCUGUUCUUUACUGCCAUUACCAUGACUUCGCAUCAUUUUUUUUUGGCAAUUAUAUUCAAUUUUUGCAUUCGUGGGUCUUGAUAAAAUUUUAGUUUGAUAUUUGAUUUGAAUGUAGAAAAUAAUGGUACUCCAAAGUUUUUGACAAUGAAGUUUGAGAAGGAAUGUUGGCAGCAAUUGUCUUUUAAAUGCAAGAACAAUUAGUUAAUCCUGGUCAGACUUGAUAUAGCAGGACAGAAACUCAUCAUAAACUGGGGAUAAUCAGAAAUAACUUCCUAUUGUGGAUAGCUAUUUGGUUUCAUUCUCUUGUUGGCUGAUUCUGACUGGCUAAAUGACAGAAGACCGCCUAGUUGGAAUUCUUUUUAUAAUGAGAAUAUGUUUGAUUUUUUGCAUUUGUUAUCAACUGAACAGAUACUGUGAAUUGAGGCUAUAAAAUGGGAAAGGUUAAGGAAACUGGCUAGUCGGAUAAAUAAUGUUCAGUCACUUAAGUUAUCCUAUUAUUUCUUUUAAUACACAAUUAAACGUAUAAGAGAAGCAUAGUUACCAAUAUUAGAGCCGUCAAAUGUUAGACCCUGAGAUAAUGGUAAGGAUUUGGUUAGUUCAUUCUUAUUUUAAACUAAAUAGUCUAGUUAAUGAUGUCUGCAAUAUGCCGCAAAUUCUAGUUGCGUAAAUGUAUCAACCACAUUUGCUAUCUCAAUUGUUAGUAUGCCUCUCAGACUUUAGGCUACAAGAUUAUUUCUUGACAAUAACACAUAUACCUAGUUGAGAAGUUGAUAGUGGACUAGCUGAACAUUUUGGCCGGGAAAAGUGAGUGUCUAAUAGAUAUCCCAAGAAUCAUGGUAAGUUGGAAUAUUGUUACCGUGUGGCAAUCAUUCAUAAAAGCUAAAAACUACUCUUGAAAUCAAGACAUGUCUGGAAUCAUACUACCAUGUAUCUUAGCAAUAAGUGCAUACUCAUAUGACACUGAUGGUAGCUUUUUAGUUUUAUCCCAGGCCAGUGCUACCUAACCUUAUCUAAAGGCUUGUAUUUGGAAAAUUGAAAUUUAUAAUCCCAUUUUAGCAGUAGAUGUAACUGACUUCAAGCAUUUGAUUGUUUAAUUAAAAGGAAAAGAGAGCGGGGAGGCAUAUAUAUCUAAGUUAUUGAGAUUGAUAGAUGUUCUGGAAGAUUUUUUUUGCCUUUUUUUAAUGCUAUUAAGGGUACUGCACAUUAUUCCAGAAAAUCUAUUUUUGUGUCUGUUCAAGUUGUGCCUCAUUUUAACCAAUUUUAACAAUUAUGAGAUAAAUGAAAAGGCAUAUAGAUAUCACAAAUUUUUUCCUCGUUGUACUAUAGCAGAAUUCUGCUAGCUUUGGAUAAAUAAAACUUACAACUUAUCCAAAAAAAAAACUUUUUCCUCAGAAUGAAAUUGUUGGCAGUAUGAUCAUCACAUCUGGAACAUCUGAAACCAGUUAUAUCUUUGGUUUCUAAUCUUCAAUUUUACAAAAAUAUCUUAGCAUUGUUAUAAAUAUUGUAGUCUUUUGUGUGGUUGUGGUGCAUUGCACAUGCUAUGAAGGUUAAUGAAGUUUGUCUAGACUCUAGACUCAUGAUAAAAAUUGUGGCAUAAAUGUCUUAAAAUAUCUGAGGAAGGCAAAGGAUUUUAUAUUUAUUGUAAUAACUAGAGCUGCAGAUGUUUGAUUGAAGGUUCUCAAUCCCUUCAUUUGGCUUAGACUCGAGAAUAAAUGGCAGAUACGAUAUAUUUAGAUAGUUCUCAAACUCACAAGUGUUGCAUCCACUGAAAAGGCAGGAUUUUUUUUUUUUUUUGCUUAUGCAUUUGCUUUAAGUUGAAAAACAAGUUCUAAAUCAGUAAAAUGUAUUCUGUUCUGAGUCAAUGCAAGAAGAACUCUUGACUCAGUUGCAACCUCUUUGUGAAAAAGUUACUUAUCUUUUCUUUUUGUGUUUGAAUUGACUGUGUUAUUAUCAAAGCUUGAUUAAUAUGAUUAGAAAAAUGACAGAUCUCCAGAAAAAAAGGGAGUGCUUUUUGCAAGGUUCUGACUAUACAGCUCUGUUGAAAUUUUCUGUUAUUAUUGUUAUCUCAUCAUUACUAUUAACAAAAGUGAACUAUUCUUUUCAAUUAUAAUCGGUAAACAGUUUAUUUUGGUGUUGGAGAGAAUAUUUCUUUGUGCACAUAUUUGUUAGAGAAAUAUGGCUUUGUUAAUAAGAAUAAGAAUCCAUUUCCUAUCAGAAUUUUCAGGCUUAAGUCACACCGUUUGCACCUGUUCUCAUAAUAACUUUCUACCCGAAGAGGAGAGUUUUUCUAACCUAAGGAAAGUAAUUUAAUUAUACUCGGAGAAAUUAGUUUCACACGAUUGUAGUCCUUCAAAAUUUAGAUGUAUGCUUUUCUUGAUUGACAAUGAAACCUGCCAUUACAUUAACAUAAUCAGUCUAACGGCAAAGAUCUUUUGUCAUGCUUGUGUCUGCAUUUCAAAUAGAAAAGUUAUGAUUCAUAACAAUUAAUGUAAUUAUCAGAAAUUAUUACCUACUCUAAUGUGGCAAUUAUUUUGUUUCCAAUUCUUGAGCUUAUAUUUAGUUAAUUGUUUUUAUUGAGGAAAAUGUCCGGUCAGGUUGCCCGUACCAUGUGGUGCUCAGAGCACUGUGUGAACCAUGUGGUUCUAGUUGCAGUUUGGGUCAUAGGGAAAGUUGAGUACUUGGACAACUUUACACCGAAGAUUAAUGAAUCUUUUGUCUCGAUUAAAAGGUUUAUAGUAUGAAGUAAUAGAGGGAAUAUUACAUGCGUUGAAACAUUCAACACCGUUACAUUUUCCCCUACACAAAUUUGGCAGGCUUAUUACAUCUUUUUGCGGCUAUGGCAGGCAUAUCCUGGAAUUUAACUUCCAUUUGCAUCCAAGCACUAAAAGUGUGAUUUUGUUAAAGUAUGCCAACUAAGGAUAUUUCCAGUAUUGUCAUUUAGUAGUAAGUAGUAAAAAGAAAAUAGAAGAGUUUAUUAUGAUUACAUGACUGCCAAGGUAAUAUAUGGCAGGAAAUAGAGGUGACCAAUCCGAGAGUGAGAAUUUGAUACCUCUGUGUAUUAGCCUAGCCAUCAAAGUCCUAUAAAUAAGGAUUGUCAGGAAAGGGUGGCCGCAGAAGGGCUCAAGUGUUGAUGAUUCAAGCAGCAGAUGCCCAGCAGGUUGCUUUCUCCAAGCGUCGAUCUGGCCUCUUCAGGAAGGCCAGUGAACUCUGUACCUUAUGUGCUGUUGAGACUGCCCUUGUUGUUUACUCACCUAGUGGCAAGGCCUUCUCUGUUGGCCAUCCCAGGAAGCCAGAUUUUGAUGCAAUCCGCCGUGCUGAGGCUGAGCAAGAGGCCACUCUGAAUGAGCUUAACAAAAAAUACCAUGAUCUUCUUGAAAAACUGAAAGCUGAAAAAAUUCGAGGUGAGCAACUCAAACAGAUGAGGAUGGAGAGCGAAAGCCAGGGCCAAAGCUUGGUGGAUAGACCAGUUAAUGAACUCAACUUGAAGGAGCUGCUGACUCUGAAAUCAAUGAUGCAGGAGUUUAAGGGGAAGUUGAGGAUGCAUAUUCAGGAAUUUUCAGUCGAGCCUACUGCUUCGACUUCAACAUCAGCUGGAGAAACUAAUGCUUCUCUCAGUGGUUCCACUGAGGGUGAUUUUCCUGCUGAUACUCGUGACCAUGAUGUUGGUCAUGAAAAUUGAUUUUCCCCCAUUCUGUCAGUUGGGAGAGGGAUUGUCUGAGAUGUCAUGCCAAACGUGCUUCAAUUUUGUGAAAUGAUCUAGUCAUUCCC
This is a messenger RNA of Durio zibethinus, 4014 nucleotides long. Lineage: Eukaryota; Viridiplantae; Streptophyta; Magnoliopsida; Malvales; Malvaceae. The record is from RefSeq and is a predicted model, not a curated record.